This is a messenger RNA of Raphanus sativus (radish), 745 nucleotides long. RefSeq lists its product as uncharacterized. The record is from RefSeq and is a predicted model, not a curated record. NCBI's taxonomy places the organism in Eukaryota, Viridiplantae, Streptophyta, Magnoliopsida, Brassicales, Brassicaceae. The coding region runs from base 128 to 631 and encodes 167 amino acids. The transcript is spliced from 2 exons.
ACUCUUAUUAAAGUAGUGGAUGUGUUUGGAAAUUAGGUAGGAUCAUAAACUUGGCAAAAGAAAAAAAAAAGGAUUAGAACCCUACCAUUUGUCCCCACCUCCGCCGCUCUCGGGUCAUCAAGCGCAAAUGGCUUCCUCGGUUCUUUCUUUGGGCAAGGCCUUCAAAGCUGCUGCUACUCGGAAGGUCUUUGUCGCCGCUAAGAAGAGAUGUGAUGCAAGCGUGGGUUGUGGUGAAAGCAUGUGUAAGUUCAUGGAGGCCUGUGAGCGCCAAAAGGCAAACUUUGCCAGUGGAGUGAAGCAAACAUCCCCUCUUCAGUUUACUGAUACACGUCAAGCCUGCGAGGCGUUCUCCGAGACCUUCACCGGUUUUUUUGUGGGCGUUGGGUUCCUCGUGUCGGGGUUUGCAUACAACCAGGUUGUGCGAGCUUACGACAACCGUCAGACUAGUCAGAAGAUUCAUGUCUUGAAUCUUUCUGUGUCGAAGUGCAAGGAAGAUAUUGGUGAUUUAAAGGAAGUGGUGGAAGAAUGUGAGAGGGAGAGGGAGAAGGAGAAGAUGGAGAAGAAGGCGAAGAAGGAGAAGAAGGAGAUGGAAAAGAAGAAGAAGGAGGAGAAGGAGAAGAAAAAGAACUAGUUGAUUUCCUUGUGUCUGAAUAAGUGAAUAACACGUUUUUUGCAUUGCUAUUUGAUAGGUUUGGCUUCAUUGUGAACAUUUUGCAUUGCUAUUUGAUUUUGGUUUCAUUGUGAA